This is a messenger RNA of Lutra lutra (Eurasian river otter), 4173 nucleotides long. It is a transcript of the gene BAIAP2L1, whose product is annotated as BAR/IMD domain containing adaptor protein 2 like 1. Bases 558 to 2093 code for a protein of 511 amino acids. Lineage: Eukaryota; Metazoa; Chordata; Mammalia; Carnivora; Mustelidae. Gene Ontology annotation, cellular component: cytosol; nucleoplasm. Gene Ontology annotation, molecular function: protein binding. Gene Ontology annotation, biological process: positive regulation of actin filament polymerization; actin crosslink formation; plasma membrane organization. The transcript is spliced from 14 exons. The record is from RefSeq and is a predicted model, not a curated record.
UCCCCACCCCCCCGUGCGGGCUCUGUCCAAGCAGCGCGGCAUCACGACGUACUAACGCCUCCCAGGAUCCGGGUCGCAGCGUCACCGGGAGCUUUCCGACCGCUGCAAGAGGGCAAGAGGUGGCCGGCGGGCCUGGGGCGCCUCAGGUGGGGACGCCCCGCCUACUGGGCCCAGCCGGCCUCCUCCCGUCUGCCCCGGCCCCUCGGCCCCGCCCACUCGGCCGCCUCAGGUGGGGCCGCCUCGCCCGCCCGGCCCCGCCCACCCCGCGCGCCUCAGGUGGGGCGGCCCCGCCCGCGCAGCCAGCCCGGCUCGCCCAGCCGCGUCAGGCCGCGUCUCCUCAAUUCCUCGCGGGCGGUGGCUGCGGCCGCGGCGGCGCUACAAGUUUUGACAUUUUGGCGGCGGAGGAGCGCGCCGGCAUUUCGGAGCCGACGGCUGCGGCAGCCGCCGACCCUCGAGGGCCCUUCAGCCGCGCCCCCGGCGUUCCCGCAGCCCAAAGUCAGGGCGGCCACGAGGCCCGGCCGCGUCUUCCCGCGUUCGCCGGCCGGGCGGCUGCAGCCAUGUCACGGGGGCCGGAGGAAGUGAACCGGCUCACGGAGAGCACCUACCGGAAUGUUAUGGAACAGUUCAAUCCUGGGCUACGAAAUUUGAUAAACUUAGGAAAAAAUUAUGAAAAAGCUGUUAAUGCUAUGAUCCUUGCGGGAAAAGCCUACUACGAUGGAGUGGCCAAGAUUGGUGAGAUUGCCACCGGGUCCCCCGUGUCGACAGAGCUGGGCCAUGUUCUCAUAGAGAUUUCAAGUACCCACAAGAAACUCAAUGAGAGUCUUGAUGAAAAUUUCAAAAAAUUCCAUAAAGAAAUUAUACAUGAGCUGGAGAAGAAGACAGAACUUGAUGUAAAAUACAUGAAUGCAACUCUCAAAAGAUACCAAACGGAACACAGGAAUAAAUUAGACUCUCUGGAGAAAUCUCAAGCAGAGUUGAAGAAGAUCAGAAGGAAAAGUCAAGGAGGACGAAAUGCACUCAAAUACGAACACAAAGAAAUUGAGUAUGUAGAAACCGUUACGUCUCGCCAGAGCGAAAUCCAGAAAUUUAUUGCAGAUGGUUGCAAAGAAGCUCUACUUGAAGAGAAAAGGCGCUUCUGCUUUCUGGUCGACAAACACUGUAGCUUUGCAAAUCACUUACAUUAUUAUCAUUUACAGUCUGCAGAAUUACUCAAUUCCAAGCUGCCCCGGUGGCAGGAAACCUGUGGUGACGCUACCAAAGUGCCUGAGAAGAUCAUGAAUAUGAUCGAGGAAAUAAGGACCCCGAGCUCCACCCCCGUGUCCGGGACACCCCAGCCCUCACCGAUGAUCGAGAGAAGCAGCAUGGUUGGGAAAGAUUAUGACACUCUUUCUAAAUAUUCGCCAAAAGUGCCCCCAGCUCCUUCAGCCAGAGCGUAUACUAGUCCUUUGAUCGAUAUGUUUAAUAACCCAGCAACAGUUGGACAGAAUUCAGAAAAGCUAAAGAAUUCAACAGAUUCUUCAGAUGAUUCCAGUUUACAGCGAUCAGUUUCUGUUGCAACUGGACUGAACAUGAUGAAGAAGCAGAAAGUAAAAACCAUUUUUCCACACACCGCCGGCUCCAACCAGACCUUGCUCAGCUUCGCCCAGGGAGACAUCCUCACGCUGCUUGUCCCUGAGGAGAAGGACGGCUGGCUUUAUGGAGAGCAUGACACCACCAAAGUGAGGGGCUGGUUCCCAGCAUCCUACACAAAGUUGCUAGAAGAAGAUGCAAAGGAGGCCAUGAGCGUGCCCACACCAAGCCCUGCCCCGGUGAGAAGCAUCAGCACGGUGAACUUAUCUGAGAAAAGCAGUGUCGUCAUCCCCCCACCUGAUUACUUGGAAUGUUUGUCCUUGGGAGCGGCUGCAGAUAAGAGAGCAGAUGUUUCCAAAAGUAUCUCUACCUUUAAAGCACCGGUGUCCAAGCCAGAAGCCACAUCUCCUAACGAUGCAAAUGGGACAGCAAAGCCUCCUUUCCUCAGCGGAGAAAACCCCUUUGCCACUGUGAAACUCCGACCGACGGUGACAAACGACCGCUCCGCACCCAUCAUCCGAUGAAGGCGGGCUUGGGAACGCCUGUUCUCCGACAUUAAGUUCCCACUUGCAGAAUGACAGCUGUUGGGCGCGCGCUGUAACUGUGGUAAAGCUUCGCCAAAGGGUGCCUGGUUUUAACUAUAUUCUACUUGAGCAGAUCAACGCGGUCUCUCAAUUUAACAUAGUUGGGUUGAUACUUCUUUAUCUUCUUAAAGACGGAAAUGUAAUAGUUUAGUGAUCAACUCAAUCAUUUAAAAUAUCUAUUCUGUUCAUCAGAAGGCAGUAAAUUUGGUUCCAAUCCUUACUGUAUCAUUUUUUAAAUGUUCUGAUUUUUUUUUUUAAUAGCCAGAGUAAGGGAUAGUCCGUGCUUUCAUGACUGGCUUUCCGCACCCGAAUGCAAAGGAGACCACAGUUUUAUUUUAUAAAGCAUGUGCUCUUACCUAGCAUUAUGACGUUUAUCUAAAAGAAAUGAUGUGUAAAUUUGCAUCUUAGCAUGCAAAUCAUAACUGUAAGCAAUAUAAAUUAUGAGAUUAUAUAAAAAGCUUUUAACUUAAAAAUUUUAAACUGUUUAAUCAAAUGUAGAGCUACAUAAGGUGGAGGAAUCCCCAAGCUGCCCUCGAUUUAGACGUAGGUGUAGAGCUCACAGACGUUUGGCCUGCUCCUGUCUCGGCCUUGACGUCUAGUACUCCUGCGUCUCCAGAGCUCCUGGGCUCGGCGGGUCAGAGUUACGGACUGGACUGACCAGCGACCACACACCAGGCCCUGCUGCACUUGGGCCUGACUCAGAGCGUCCCACGUGCGGGCGAGGGCCUGCUGUGAGCAAGUGUCCCCGCGGCGCUAGCUGCCCGAGGUUGCCUCCGUCGCUAGUGAACUCUGAAACGUCCUGGGGGCCAAGUUUCUCCAUUUCUGAAUCGUCCUGACCCCUGCCCCUCCAAAGAGCACGUAGGAAGCCAGAAGCCUGAGUGCUGUUGGCUGGGAGGGGAAGGUCUGCCUUUCGUCUGAGAGCUGCCAUCAUGCCCUCAGAAUCGGGAAGUCCGCGCCAGUGGCCACCUUCACCCCUGGCCGCCAGAGACGGGCACUGGUUGGGAGGCGGGCAGCAGCGCACCGCACGGCCGGCCCCUGCGCUGUGCGGGCGCAAGGAGGGCCUCGUUUAUCACAGCAACUUGGGUCUCGCCAUAAAUCCAACCUUUUCCUAUAAGCUUCAAAGUGGUCACAGUCAAAUGCAGGUAAACCAGUGGAAGCGUGUGACAUUUCACGUUCUUGGUCCUGUCCUGCCUGCCCAGUGAACCCGGCCACCCCACCCAGGGCCGAGUUCUGUGGGCAAACGCGCGUCCUGAGCAAAGACGCGCCAGCCGGUCCAGUAAAGACAAGACAGAGUGACAUCUCACUCGGGGGUCCCCGGCUUCUCCCAUCUGAGUAAGAGGAGGGUUCAUGGAAACGCAGCAUUGGUCUCUGUGGUGGGGGUGAGGCCGCCCUGACCUCCAGGGCUCUGCUCUUCAGGAUCCUCAGGCUUUGUUAUGGAGAUUCUCAGGCGCCUGGGUCUCAGCCCGCACAGAAUUGGGGGAGGGGGAGGGCUUCUUAGGUCCUGGCACAGAGGUGCGUGCUCUGUAAAUGUCAAGGUAUUAUGUUUUGUUACAUUAAUAAAAUUUGGAAAGCACACUCGAGAGCUGUGGCUGUCUACGGAGGCCUAGAUGAACACGGGCCAGGAGCCGGACCGCGCUGAAGCCCGGCGGCAGGGAUGUUGCUCUAGUCUGUUUGGUUACAGGAACUUUCCAACGUGUACACAAGUUUGUUUGUACAGCAGCGGUGUGUGUGCACUGAAAAAGCAGAACCAGGUAAACAAUGGUAUGAAUUUCAUUUAUUUAAAACAGUAUUUCUCACCUUCCUCAAAUUGAAGACUGCAAAAAAUAAAAGCAGUGCUUGAGCUGUCAUUCAUCCCGGAGCAGUGCUGCUGUGUCCCCACGCUGUGACCCCUGCGCCCACGAAACCGCAGCUCACGCCAUCUAUCUCCCCUCGCUUUACAAAACAGUCCUGAAAGCUUAAUCAAAUAAAGCUACUGUACAUGACAUUUACAUUAGAAAAAGACAGCUGGAUGGAGGAAAGC